Messenger RNA from Aspergillus ochraceoroseus IBT 24754, 2543 nucleotides. Its product is annotated as GID4/VID24 family protein. The record is from RefSeq and is a predicted model, not a curated record. Gene Ontology annotation, biological process: proteasome-mediated ubiquitin-dependent protein catabolic process; protein catabolic process in the vacuole; protein targeting to vacuole. The coding region runs from base 275 to 2329 and encodes 684 amino acids. The transcript is spliced from 5 exons. Lineage: Eukaryota; Fungi; Ascomycota; Eurotiomycetes; Eurotiales; Aspergillaceae. Gene Ontology annotation, cellular component: GID complex; extrinsic component of membrane.
UGAAUCUUCGAAAGAGUCGAUAUAGAAUGUCUGAAACCGGAGGAACUUCACCACACCAUUUGUUAGAAGUUAGGAGAUACAUCCCAAGUUUAACAAUCGAGACUUACUUUAGUAUGGAGGACGGACUACGGAGGACUCUGGAGGAGCACUAGCGCUAGGGAAUUGACAUGGCAUGACGGCUGAGUCCGGGGUAAACUUUGAGGGCAUUCGAGAAUGAUCCCAGAACCGGAAAGAAGAGAGGACUGUGAUUGGGUUCGGAUGAAGUUUGAAGAAGAUGGAAUAUAGAAUUGAAGCUGAAGUUCAGUGGGUGAAACAAGAUGCAGUAGAAGAAGAAGAAGAAGAAGAAGAAGAAGAAGAAGAAGAAGAAGAAAUUCCUGGUGGAAGACAAAGACCCGAUCAGGCCAACUCCAGCGCCCGUCCUACCAACCGCGUCGUCUGUGUGAAGAAACAUACUGGCUGGAUCAUGCCCCCAGUUAAUUCGCCCUCUGCUAAUAACAUCGGUUUCCUAUCACUUCGCCUUCGCUUGCAGGACCCCCCCUCUCGGUCGCCCUUGGCUGCUUCUUCCUCUCUCCAACCCUCGGCCGCUGCCUCCAUUCCCGUCUCCUCUCUCCCCGCCGCCGUGUCCGAUGAUGCCCACGAUGAUAACGUGAGUUUUCUCCGGUCUCGUGUGCGCUCCCCCCCGGACACCUCGUCCUCGUCCUCCGCUUUGCUCAGUCGCCAGCGUCGCCGCCGACAGCAGGUUCUCUCCGAAUUCGAUAUUGAUCCCAUGGAUUUGGAUGAUGCCAACCUGCGCAUGUCGGUUGAAAUCAACCGUCGCAUUCCGAUUCUGCGCCGGCAACGCGACAGUCCCAGCAGCGAUACUCCCAAUACCACCAGCCACCCCAACGCCAACACCAGCAAUAAUAUUCCCAACUACGAAAGUCGAGUUUCAAACCCCCGCUUACUCUACGGGUGGGCUCCUGCGUCUGAUGACGACGAUGACGAUGAUAUACCCUAUCCACCGAUGCAGAGCAAUGCCCUUUCAUCAUGGCUAGGUCGACUUUCCGACCGUAGCGCCUCCAGGCGUUCUACACGCCGCGAUGCUAUCAGUAGAGUCCCUCAGGCGCCGUCUGAAGACGCGACGGAAAGUAAUAACAGCAACCACCGAGUAAAUGACACUUCGUUGUCGACGACAGAGGCUCUACUUCAGUCAGUGCGACGCCAACCCCGAUUUUCCCGGACAAGAACACUGCACAAUUAUCUUUUGGAUCGCGAAAGGGCCAACCCGGAUUCUGAGGAGAGUCGAGACGGCACAAGCGCAGCAUCCACAUCACGAGCCUAUCGAUACAUCCCCAGCAGUCGUGGUGAACCACAUCGGGUCCUGACCCAUAACGACCUGCGCGCCCGAAUCAGCGCUCACCGGCAAUUGCACUUGGAGAAUACUCCCAGCCCUCGUCUCAAAGAGACAAUUCGUUAUCUAGACAGGUUGCGCUAUUCGAAUUCGUUUGAGGAGAGUUUGACGUCCGCAGCUGCGGGAGGUUUCGUACAACUAGAUCUUCUCGCCUGGGACGAGGACGACUUCAUCCUCGACACGUCUUCGAUAUCCCCUCCCCCAGAGUGUUCCUGGCUUCGGCCAGGGUUGACGUUUUCUGGCUCCCAACGAGCUGCCAGCACUACGAAUACCAUUUUCCCAUCACAAAUGACAGGUCUGCCUCCUGGUAACGACCCGAUGAUUGUUGAUGGCAGUGAACAAAAUCGCAUCAGUGUGCAAACGACGAACGGAAGACGGUAUCUCGCCCAUCAAAUGUACAGCAUGGGAGGCAAGGACGAAAACUGGCCUGUCAAGGUUACAAUCCACGACAUAAACACCCAGGACAUGACAUUAUCCGGCACAAUGGAAGCAUAUAAUAUUCCUGAUAAAACCUCAUCGAUGCACGAUGCGCACAUUGUAACCUUUCUCGAGGGCGAAAUUAUCGAUUUUAAUACGCAUACCCUUGAGACCAAGAACUUCAAAGCAAACGCAGAAAUCGACAGCACAUACUGGCGGGAACUCCAACCAUUCAAAAACCUAACUGACGAGGAAAUGACUCGAAAUCUUGUCAGCCGGAAAUGGGUCACAGAGGAUCUGUGCAAGGGUUGGAUUCUGAUGCGGUGGAAAGAACGCUGCUUUAUCACCCCUACGGAUGCACGGCAAGGUCUCACAAUCUCCGGAUUCUACUAUAUCUCUCUACAUCGCGAAAGUGGUCAGAUCGAAGGGCUCUACUACGACCCUGGCAGCUCACCAUAUCAACAAUUAUCAUUGAAGCCGGAAACAAAAAGAAUGAUUCGUCCAUCCUACAGUUUCCGGUAGUCGCUCUCUGAUGGCAGAUUGCGUUCGAGUUCGCUUGGCGUUGGUUCGGCUCGGUACAUAGCAUGGCUGGUGUUUCCCUUGUCCUCGGGGAUAGGCCAUAUGAGAGAGAUACUUAGCUUCUAGACAUACAUAUCCACGUACUUUUUCUACACAUUAGUUCGAAAGAAUAGCUCUACGAAGAAGAAGACGAAGAAAAAAUGAAUGCAGCUGAAGC